GUAAAAGUAGGAACUGUUCUCUUAUAUAACUCGUGAUUUAAGUUCACAUGAUGUCGUUAUUUUAAAACCCGGAAAUACGUUUGUUGUAAAUGCAUCUUAUUUUUAAGACAUUGCAACUUAGACAAAAGUCAGUUUAGGGUCAAGACUGGCCCAAAAGGAAAACGGACUAACAAAAAGAUACGAGUAUAGCGUGUGUUUGAAACAGUAUGAUGAACUAUUCGGCAGCAAUUCUGGUGGUACUUUUUGCUUUCCUGGAGAAUGGAGUUGUUGGGGAGGAAUUGUCAGAUUACCUGUGGAAACAGACAGCAAAGUACCAUCAGGAAGCACUAGUUUCUAACUACAUACAGGGAAUCAGGGCUGUGUCACUCGAUCCAACUGAGUUUGGGGCCUACAAUGUCCAGGAUGCAGUGUAUGUUUACUGGUUCAAGGAAAGCAUUGACAUUGCAGCCGUCAGAACAACUGAUACAGCUCUUAAACAGUUUUUACAAAACAAAUCAAAAAGUCACGAUGUAGAAUACAAGAAGGCAUUUAAAGCAUGGCAUAUCAACGAUCCCAAUGGAAUCCAUCUAGGAAGUGCCUGUCAAAAUUACGUGAAUCACCUUGUUGAUGUUGCCAUGACAAUGGAUGGUAACUACCUUGUUACUGCAUUGAUACCAUGUGCUAGACUCUGGCCAUGGCUCGGCCAACAAAUUGGGGCAGAUUCAGGAAAGUUUGGUAUCUAUAACAAAUGGGUUCAGGAAAAUUUAAAUCCAAGCUAUACUGGGUACACGACAUAUGAACAGGUUAUUAACGAAGCAUUUGCAAACGGGACAAUAACUAAAGAGAAAGCACUGCAGGUCUAUGGGGAAAGCAUGAUGGGAGAAGUAGCGUUCUUCAAUUCCGUAUCUAAAACCAUCAGGCAAGGUCUCCAUGAAGAACUCUGAGGACAGCGGACUGUCGAUCUUAUUUUCUGUUCAAAAGGAAUUAAUACCAUGUCAUUCAAUACUGUCCAUGUUAAACGAACAUGAAUAAUUGUAGUUAGAGUACAUAUGCCAUGACUUUUCUAAACUUUAAAGAAUGUGACCCAUGCUGUUUGUUUAAGCAAGUUAGAAGAAAAAAUUAUACAAUGAUCAGAAUUUAAGAUUAUCUUAUAAUUUUCUAUUCAUUCAUUACUACAUUGUUAGAAGGAAUCAUAAAUUUCCAAAUUUA
Mercenaria mercenaria is the source of this 1188-nucleotide messenger RNA. RefSeq lists its product as uncharacterized. Gene Ontology annotation, cellular component: cytosol. The record is from RefSeq and is a predicted model, not a curated record. Lineage: Eukaryota; Metazoa; Mollusca; Bivalvia; Venerida; Veneridae. Bases 207 to 923 code for a protein of 238 amino acids. The transcript is spliced from 6 exons.